AAGGGAGAAAAGGGACGAUGGAAUUUCAAUUUCUCUUUUCAACGCCAAGCUAGAAAAAGCUGUGAAGACACGGAGAGAGAUUCGAACUCUGAAUCUCAGACGGAAUCUCCAUCGGCGGUGUCGGAGCUAAUAAGUUCGCUUGAACACUCACACUCUGCAAGGGACUCAGUGACGCACCUGCUGACUUCUCCUCCCUACGUAUUCGUGGCCUCUGCGUCAUCCUCAAGUUCCUCCGAUCCGUUGCCGUGUCCGAUGCUACAAUCAACCUCUUCUGUCACAUCCAAUCCAUUCCCGAUCUUCAAGUACAGAGGACCAGAGUGUUACCAGAGCUAUGCAACAGUGGUUCAAGUUCUUUUUAGACAUUUCUUGAGAGAUACAGAGGACCAGAGUGUUACCAGUCUAGACCACAUAUUCACUGUGGAAUCUAUGGAAAUAACCAGUCCGUCAACUGAUUCUGAAAUUUCUCUAGCACUUAGAGUUCUGGAAGGUUGUUGUCUGAUUCAUUGUGAGAGUAAUGUUUUGGCCCAUGAGUACAAGGCAAUCCCGGUGUUGAUGAACAUACUGUCGACUCAGUACUGGGACGAGGAGCUUGCUUGGAUGCUUUAAUUGCUAUAAUGCUGGAUUCAUCUGCAAAUCAGGCGGUAGAUAUCUUUUCUAUUGACUCAUCAUUGACAGAAGUGGUCUAGAACUAGUUUUUUUGUUACCUGUAAUACUUAUUUGAAAAGAGUUUGGUAGGAGAUUUUUUCUAUAUUUAGUUAGUAUUGAGGAAAUCAUCCAAAAAAAGUCUAUAAUAAGUGGCCGCAUCUGGAUAUGUUUCCCACAUUUGCAAAGUGACACCUGUUUAAAAAAUUCAUAGUGCAUUAAA
Messenger RNA from Solanum stenotomum, 865 nucleotides. RefSeq lists its product as uncharacterized. The record is from RefSeq and is a predicted model, not a curated record. Lineage: Eukaryota; Viridiplantae; Streptophyta; Magnoliopsida; Solanales; Solanaceae. The coding region runs from base 253 to 606 and encodes 117 amino acids. The transcript is spliced from 3 exons.